UUGAAAUCGUCAACAUCAACAGCAAAAUCAUUUGUCGGAAUAUUGCGUGUUGAAAGUUAACAUUUUUUAAGCGUGAUAAUCACAAGAAAGUUUUUAAAAAUAUUCACCGGUUAAUCUCUGAAUCGUUACAUCAAUUAGAACUGCUGAUAAAGCAUAUUUUAGACUACAAUAUGGAUUAUAAAAUUCUUAUAUUGUGCGUUACGCUUUGUGCUAAUUUGUGCACGGCAGAAGAAGCAACGAUCUCAUACAUUUCACCUCCACAAACUAAGAAUCCCGAUGAGAGUGUGACCUUUAAUUGUACAGUCUCAAAACCAAAGGAUGCAAUUGUGGUGUGGAUGAAGGAUACAAAGACUUUAACAUUAGAUACUUUGCUUGCUUUCCGUGAUCCUCGACUGAGCAUUGUUUAUGAUGAGGCGGCAAGCACAUAUAGCUUACGCAUACAAAAUUUAACGACGCAAGACACUGGCAAGUAUCGAUGUCAGAUUAAUUUGGAUCUAUCGACCACUGUUGGAAAAGAAAUAGACUUGCAAGUCACGCGUCCACCUGUAAUUUUGGAUAGUACGGAAACCAAUUUUCGGGUCAAGGAAGGUGAAGCAGUCACAUUGUCAUGUUCUGCUGAUGGAUUUCCUCGACCAGAAAUCACAUGGCGUCGUAAUAACGAAGAAUUGAUGCCUACACGUGGAUUUAAUUACAAAGGUGCAAACUUGACAAUCCUUCAAGUAAAGAAAGAAGAUCGCGGUCACUAUGUUUGCGAAGCAUCAAAUGGAAUUGGAAACAAAGUCAGUAAAUUAGUUCUUCUCGAGGUCAGUUUUGGCCCAGUUCUCUCAGCAAAACGACCAAAAAUCGGACAAAAAGAAGGCUAUGAAGCCAAAAUGACAUGCAUAUCAACUUCAUACCCGCCAGCAUCUAUUUCAUUCCUUCACAAAGGAAAGGAAUUGAAUAACAAUGAACAUUAUCAAAUUGAAUAUCUUUCAAGUGUUAAUGAAAUAACUGAGGCAAUUUUGACAUUAAAAGAAGUUAAGAAGCAUCAUUAUGGUGAAUAUGAAUGCAAAGCAAAGAAUGCAUUAGGUGAUGCCAAAACAACACUUGAAUUAUUUGAACAAGAAUUACCAAAUGAAAUUUUCUCAAGUCUUAGACAAUCAAGUGGUCAUCGAUUCAUUGGAUUCCAUCACAUUUAUGCAGCGAUCUGUACAAUUAUCUACUUUAGAAUAUUCAACUAAACAUAUUUAUUGACGGAAUGGAGAAUAAAUAAAAUCUCAAGAACUUCUAGGAAUCUCCUUAAUCUUCUUAAUCAGUUUUCUAAUUUUAUUUCGACAAAAAAAAAGUAUUCAUUCUUA
Messenger RNA from Chironomus riparius, 1337 nucleotides. The record is from the annotation of a GenBank genome assembly. NCBI's taxonomy places the organism in Eukaryota, Metazoa, Arthropoda, Insecta, Diptera, Chironomidae.